Messenger RNA from Anisakis simplex (herring worm), 639 nucleotides. Lineage: Eukaryota; Metazoa; Nematoda; Chromadorea; Rhabditida; Anisakidae. The record is from the annotation of a GenBank genome assembly.
AUGACCUGCGAAAAUCAUCCUGAAAUGCUUUCGAAUUGGUCGAAAUGUGUCAUUCCACAAGGUGACUUGGCAGAUGGUAUCAGCAAUUUUCUUCGUGACGUUAAAGAUCACGGUUGUAAGUUACCACCAAGAAAAGUGUUGAAAUUCGCAUUGGGUUUCUUACGAAAUCACACGGGUAGCUACAUAAAUCAUCCACUUUAUAAGCGAGUGCCGUCAAGUAACUGUGGAAAAUGUGCACGUCGCGUUCGCUGCUGUCGUCGAUCAAAGUCAUUUUUGGCGCAGUCUUACGAAUCGGAAGAAUGCGCUAAUCAGCUACGUCCGUGUAUGCUCGAGCCGCUCACUGAAAACGACAUUGCUGAGCUAAAUAGAAUGUAUCCUGGAGCCACAGCGCCAAGCGACGGUUGUGACGUAUCGUCGUAUAUUAGAGCCGAACUGCAGAUACUCAGUAAUGGUCCUGCGUUUCAAUACGUUGAACCGUUACUUUGUCAAGUGGUUGGCACCAAAUUUCCCUCUGUAAAUUGCGUUCGUGAAGGCGCCAAAUGUGCUUGUUGUUGUACAUUAUUUCAGCCAGGUGCAAACAGCAGUUGCGUUCCACUCGAAAAUCAAGAUGUGAUGUUUAGUUGCAAACGAGACAACUAA